AUGUUGAUUAAGGAAGUUAGAGUUAUACCGGACGACGCAGGACUGUACAUGCCAGACGACAUUCCAAGAUUUGUUGAGAAGUACAAGGCAAGGACGGCUCGAAAGCCAAGGGUUAGGAGGACGGAUCUGGUGAAAGGGAUGGUUGUUGUUGUUCUCGAGGGCGUUUUUGCAUCGAGGAGGGUAGUCUACCUGAAAGGAUUGGAAGACAACAUUGCCCUCUGUGCAGGCCCAAAGUCGAUUAACGGAAUUCCACUCUUCAGGAUUGAUGAGAGGUAUCUGCUGGCAACAUCCACUGUUUUGGACCUCAACAUGGAUGUCGACAUUGACGGAAAGGACACUGUUUUGACAGAGAGGGAUGUUUACGCUGUGCCGAUGGAUGUUGAAAUGACUGAUGCCGAGAGAAAGAUUGAUGAAGAGAUUGCAAAAGCUGCCAGGAGGGUUGAAUACAUGAAGUCCUAUCUUUCAGAGCCAUUUGAGAUUGACGCAACAAGAAACUUCUACUCUCAGAAAUAUUAA
Messenger RNA from Encephalitozoon cuniculi GB-M1, 516 nucleotides. Its product is annotated as ribosomal protein L6e domain-containing protein. The coding region runs from base 1 to 516 and encodes 171 amino acids. Gene Ontology annotation, molecular function: structural constituent of ribosome; RNA binding. The record is from RefSeq and is marked provisional. Lineage: Eukaryota; Fungi; Microsporidia; Unikaryonidae. The transcript has 2 exons. Gene Ontology annotation, cellular component: cytosolic large ribosomal subunit; ribosome. Gene Ontology annotation, biological process: cytoplasmic translation; ribosomal large subunit assembly.